Molecule: messenger RNA, 1929 nt
Organism: Neomonachus schauinslandi (Hawaiian monk seal)
Lineage: Eukaryota; Metazoa; Chordata; Mammalia; Carnivora; Phocidae
Gene: BLOC1S5
Product: biogenesis of lysosomal organelles complex 1 subunit 5
Exons: 5
Coding region: 4-570 (188 amino acids)
Cellular component (GO): BLOC-1 complex; transport vesicle
Source: RefSeq, a predicted model, not a curated record
GCGAUGAGUGGCGGAGGGACGGAGACGCCUGUGGGUUGUGAGGCCACCCCGGGCGGCGGCGACAAAAAGAAGGAUUCGCUGGGGACCGCGAGCUCGCCAGCGCAUCUCAUUAUCAAGGACCUUGGAGAAAUUCAUUCAAGGCUUUUAGAUCACAGACCAGUUAUUCAAGGUGAAACCCGUUAUUUUGUGAAAGAAUUUGAAGAAAAACGUGGUCUUCGAGAAAUGCGAGUUCUUGAAAAUUUGAAAAAUAUGAUCCAUGAAACAAAUGAACAAACUCUUCCCAAAUGUAGAGAAAUCAUGCAGGACAACUUAAACCAAGUUCUCCAGAGAUUGCAAGCAGCUUCUGACUCAGUCUGUAGACUCCAACAGAGGGAGCAGGAACGAAAGAAGAUUCUUAAUGACCAUUUAAUAGCUAGUGAAAAACAGCAUAUAAUCCAGUGGGAAGAUUUCAUGAAAGAACAACACAGCAGACAGGCUGAAGUGGAUGAAGAACACAGAAAAGCCACGGAGAGGCUUAAAGAACAAUAUGCCGACAUGGAGAAGGACCUAGCAAAAUUUUCAACCUUUUAAGAACUUUAACCACAACAGUGACAAUUUAAUAAGAAAACAUUAACUUCGCCCCAAAAAACUGUUCCCACCAAACCAUUUAGCCUCUGCUUCAAGCUUAGCAAUAUAUUCAGUGGCACUCUUACAUCAGAAGAAAGUAAGUCCUACUGGAGUCUUAAUUGUUUAAUAGAAGAAGAGUGCUACAUCUUUCCAGUUUUAAGUGCCUAUAUAUGAUUAUUUGAAUGGGGAGGAUAGGAGGAAAAAUGGGAUAAAUUUGCUUUUUGUUAAUCAGAAUUGGGUGUCUUUUCCAUUGAUUAUCUCGGAGGACUGUAAGUAUAGGCUUCUUAGAAAAAUAAUUUAAUUCUUUCUCAUAGAGGGUGAGUAUUAGUUAUUGUGGCUUAGAAGGGGAUAGAAUAGCUACUGUCAUAACAUCCUUGGUUAUUGGAAGAAUGUAUACAGUGUUAUUCCAUGAGUAAUGUGGACAAAAACAACUGUCUUUAGAGCAGAGAUCAUAUUUAAGAGAGGUGAGAGGUACAACCUUUUCUCUGCUGAGACAAGGAUGGCCACGUUGGUCUUUGAACUGCCCAUUGGGAAAGGUUACAGAUCUUGUAGUACGGCACAAUGCCAAGUGUUUCACUGAAUGACAAAACACACUUGCUAAGUUUUGUGGCCUUCCAGCACUUAAUAUUUUCAGCUUUUAAAACAUACUUAGAAGGAAAAGCUUACCAAAAAUAUAUUUGACGUUUAGCCUUUCCAAGAACCAUAAUCUUGUCCAUGGUAUUUACCUCAUUUUUGUGUCUGUUUUGCUGUGGGUAAGCUUUGUAAGAUAAAUAACGUCUAUACAUGUUUCAACUGUAUAAUGAGUAAUCAGCAAAAUCUGCCAAGGAGUCCCUCUGGAACCGUAUAAAGAUUCUGGCUCUGAAUAAACCAGAAGUGUUUGCCCACAUGGCAAAUGAUCCAUGUUAAAUGUAAAUCCUUUUUUAGUGUUUAAUGUCUGUUCUCAUAAGCAGGUGUAUUAUGAUGAAACAUGUACCAAUUCUGUCAUCACUGUGAUCUUUAAAAAAUCUGCAUUUAACAGUCUAAUUGAGAAACUAAGUUGAUUUUUUUAUUUGCCAUAAACCAAGCAAAAUUAAAUGCAAUAAUUUCUGAGAUUUAUGGCGAAUGAAUUCAAGGUAUGGAUAAAUCUUUCAAAUAUUUUUUAUUGCUCUCCAGUAAAGAAAGGCACAAGAAAGAAAAUACCCAACUCUCUUGUGUUAUCUCAGUGUUGCUACUGCAGAAAAGUGACAGUGCUUGCUUGUGUAAAUUUAUGGCUUACUGUAAAGCUUCAUUCUUGGCUGCAUGUUGAAAAUGUGAUUAAAGUUAAUAGAGGAGAUGAAAUAAGUA